Messenger RNA from Bubalus bubalis (water buffalo), 736 nucleotides. RefSeq names its product cutA divalent cation tolerance homolog (gene CUTA). The record is from RefSeq and is a predicted model, not a curated record. The coding region runs from base 110 to 643 and encodes 177 amino acids. Gene Ontology annotation, biological process: response to metal ion. Lineage: Eukaryota; Metazoa; Chordata; Mammalia; Artiodactyla; Bovidae. The transcript has 7 exons. Gene Ontology annotation, molecular function: copper ion binding.
ACGUGGGAGCAAGGAUUGGCUGGUUUUGGAGGUUAGGGUUGUCCGGCUUCUGCUGUCACGUGGUCUGCGCUGUUUUCUUAUCACGUGGCUGCUGCCCAGCAUAGGCUGCAUGAGGCGGGGGCGGGCUCCCACAUUCCUGCUCGGCGGAGGGGCCGCUCUGCUCCUGUCGCUGUUUUGGAUGCCGACACUGCUGCCUGCAGCCUCUCGCCUUCUGUUGCUACCCCGAGCCCUGCUGUCCAUGGCUUCAGGAAGUCCCCCGGCCCAGCCCUCGUCGGCCUCGGGCUCCGCCUAUGUCCCCGGCUCGGUCUCUGCGGCCUUUGUCACCUGCCCCAACGAGAAGGUCGCAAAGGAGAUCGCCAGGGCUGUGGUGGAGAAGCGCCUAGCAGCCUGCGUCAACCUUGUCCCUCAGAUUACAUCCAUCUAUGAGUGGAAAGGCAAGAUUGAAGAGGACAGUGAAGUGCUGAUGAUGAUCAAAACCCAAAGUUCCUUGGUUCCCGCUCUGACGGAUUUUGUUCGGUCUGUGCACCCUUAUGAAGUGGCUGAGGUGAUUGCAUUGCCUGUGGAGCAGGGGAACUCCCCGUACCUGCAGUGGGUGCGCCAGGUUACAGAGUCGGUUCCUGACUCCAGUACAGCCCCGCUGUGAUGACCCUUUGUUCUUGCUAUGGUUUCCCUCAUAAAUAUCAACACUCCUACCUUGUGAUGACUGUCCUCUUAAUAAAUCCCAUUUUUAGUUGUC